Mizuhopecten yessoensis (Yesso scallop) is the source of this 3000-nucleotide messenger RNA. Its product is annotated as high affinity choline transporter 1-like. Gene Ontology annotation, cellular component: plasma membrane. The record is from RefSeq and is a predicted model, not a curated record. Lineage: Eukaryota; Metazoa; Mollusca; Bivalvia; Pectinida; Pectinidae. Bases 150 to 2000 code for a protein of 616 amino acids. Gene Ontology annotation, molecular function: choline:sodium symporter activity. Gene Ontology annotation, biological process: transmembrane transport; choline transport; acetylcholine biosynthetic process. The transcript is spliced from 10 exons.
CGUUUGGUUUUGAAAACGUGUUGCAUGUUGAGAUGAUGAGCAGAUGAACCAAUAAUUUAACAUUGAUAGAUGACAAUGCAUAGUAUUGGUUGUUGAAGGAAGGGAAAACUAGAUUCUGCCAACAUGUCGUUGUUAUUACUGCGUUGAGUAUGUCGUUGAACGUCCCAGGGUUGGUGGUUCUCCUCAUCUUCUAUGUGAUUAUAUUUCUGGUCGGAAUUUAUGCUGCCAAAAGGAAGAAGUGGAGGAAUGGGGGACCUGAUACUCUUGAAACCUCCAUAGUUGCGGGACGCCGUAUUGGAGCUGUGGUCGGAGUAUUUACAAUGACAGCUACUACCGUGGGAGGAGGCUACAUAAAUGGAACAGCGGAAUCAAUAGCGACUGGAGGACUCGUAUGGACACUUGCUCCAUUUGGAAUCUUCAUUGGGCUAAGCAUAGGAGGUAUGACAUUUGCCAAGAGGAUGCGAGACCAGAACUACCUGACUAUGCUCGACCCGUUCCAGGAGGUUUACGGCAGCCAGGUGGUGUUCCUUGUCUACAUUGCCUCUAUAUGGGGUGACCUGUUCUGGACUGCCUCAAUACUGUCAGCCCUAGGUACCAGUCUGAGUGUAAUUUUGGAUUGGAGUCGUACCGUUGCCAUAGUGUCAUCAUCGGCCAUCACUGUCGGGUACACCAUGAUUGGUCAGAUGAUAUCGGUGGCCUACACAGAUGUUGUACAGCUCUUACUUAUCACAGGGGGACUGGUUCUCUGUGUCCCGUUUGUGUUGACAAAUGAAAACGUUGGGAACAUUGUCGAUACAACAAGUGACUGGAUUGGCCAGUAUGACACCAACAUUACAAGUCUGUGGAUAGACCUUUUCAUUGCUAUGACAUUUGGGACAAUUCCAUGGCAGGCCUAUUUCCAGCGUGUGUUGUCUGUACAGGGUGGCAAGGAGGCUCAGAUACUGUCAGUGGUGGGCGGGGCUAGUGCCCUUGUGCUCUUCAUUCCCUCUCUCCUGAUUGGUGCCGCAGCUGUCAGCGCUGACUGGACCAACACAACACUUGGCAUGUCACCCAUGGCAGCCAAUAAGGCUGACAUGGUGUUACCCUAUGUGCUUAACGAGUUCACUCCUGUACCUGUCGCUGUCAUAGGUUUGGGAGCUAUCAGUGCUGCCGUCAUGUCAUCAAUGGACAGCUCUGUCCUGGCAUCGAGCUCUAUGUUCACCAAAAACAUCUACAAACAGCUCCUACGACCAAAGGCCUCUGACACAGAGCUGAUCUGGAUUCAACGCUUGGCCAUCCUCACCAUAGGAAGUACAUCAGCAGUUGUCUCCCUUGUCGUGCCAGGUGUAUACGGUCUUUUCAUCUUGGCAGCAGAUGUCGUCUUUGUCAUUAUCCUGCCUCAGUUGAUCUGUGCAGUAUUUCUGAAGUGGACCAAUGUGUAUGGAUCUGUGACAGGAUACGUCAUCGGGACAUUGUUACGGAUCGGUGCGGGAGAACCCAGUAUCAACCUUCAGCCAUUUAUUUUCUAUCCUGCAUACGAAGCUUCUGCGGGACAGAAUUUCCCUUUCAGAACUUUUGCAAUGGUUUCAUCUCUUUCGAUCAUUGUUUUCAUCUCCAUAUUGACUAACGAGCUCGGCCUUCCGAUGGCAAAAUCUGGUAAUGCCUAUACCCUACAUUCGCGAGACAUCAGUUCAGAAUACGCACCUGAAAGUCAUACAAAUUCAUUUUGUACAAAAUUAGACCAACAAAAUCGACACACUGGAUUUACGAACUGUGACCACACUAUCCAAACUAAUGUAGAUUGCUCUAAUUACAAAGAAGAUGAUUUUACAAACUGUACCAUUGAGAAUCAUGAGGAUGCUGUUUCAGACUCAACAGAGAUUAAAGACGACGAAUUUACGAACUUUAAGCAAAAUAGGAAAAUAAUUUGUGGAAUAAAUUCUUGUGUUGUGAACAAAGACCAACAGCGACAGGAACUUAUCCACUUAAAAACAAGUCACAUAUCAAAUGAAAUGCAAUGAUUAUUUUAAGUACCACAUUUAUACCAGGCCCCACGAACCAAUCUUAAGUCUAGAUUUGUUUUAAGUUUUAACUUAAUGAAUCACAAAUGACGUCAUGAAAAGUGACGUCAUAGAUGUGAUUGACUAAGCAAAAACUUUAGUCUUAUGAUUGUUUCAUGAUCCCAGGGUCUGGUAAUACAGUGUUAAUACCUAGUUAGAAAAGGACUUCAGCUGAUAUCUAAAAACCUAAUACAUGUUUCAUUUAAAGGAAAUUGGAUUCACAGUCAUCACUGAAAGCUGGAUAUAUUUAUGAGUUCUUAAAUUUGCAAAAAGCAACUUUUGAGAAAAAUCUGAAAAUUGACAAAACUGUUCUAGUACUUGUCAUCAGGUGAUCGUUGUAACUCCUGAUGCAUGUAACUCAUUCACCCCUGAGAUUUCGUAUUGAACUAUUCAAACCUUUGAAUUGGAAGAGUUCAAAUGUGACUUCAAGGGUUAAUGAGUUAAAGGAUUUUGCCAUUGUUUGCCAUUACACUUCUUAUAAUUUGAGUAAUAACUAGAACUGUAAAUUAGAAGGUGAAAAACUUUUAACUAUACAUGUCUUUUAUACAUGUCGUUUUACAGAAUCACAUGAAAUGUGUUCAAAUAAGAAUAAAAACAUGUUAAGUGCAUUAAAAGCAGUACUUUCUAGUCAAAAAUGCUCUAAACUUUGUAACCUGUACACUCAUGUUUGUGAUAGAGACGGUUUUACAUUAUGUAUAUAAGUUAUUUGCAAACAAUCAUUGUGUAGUGUAAAUCAAAAAAAGUCAAGUUCUAUUUUUUGUUUUAGUGAUUGUUUACGCUCAUUUGUGCUAUUUAGCAUAAAAAUGAAGUUAAAAAUAUGGAUUUAUAAUGAAAUAAACCAAACAUUUUUUUAUGUUCAACAGCAGUGAACAUAUUCUGCUCUGUGAUUUGAGUUCUGUGUUCAUAUCCAAUAGCAAUAUAAAUAUUGAAAUUGAGCUUUCAUUGAUAAAUAUGCAAGACC